AUGACCAACAAAAUUGAAUCAAAGUUGAAUUAUAUGUGUGAUGUUGAAAUCUAUCCAUCGGAGUACAAGCGAAAAUUGCGCACUUUUUUUCUGUGUAGUGAAAAAGAAAUCCACUUUUAUGAACAUCCACGUGAAGUAACAUACAACGAUUACAUCAGCAAAGAUUUCUUUCAUUGCCACAAAAUGAACAAUGAAUGUACGAUACCAUCGUUGGUGGAUGGAUUUCAACCUAUACAAAGCAAAGUAAUCUAUACUUGUUUUAAAAGUAAUGAUGAUAAACAUGAAAUAUAUGUGUCAGAUUUAGCCGUAUCGGUCGCAUUAUCGACUGCGUAUAAUCAUGAUCUAAAACAUUUGAAUUCAACAAUUGUCGAAUUGGCACAGAACUUUGUAGGUAGUAAUAACAUCAAUUUUCUCCAACCACUUGGUCAAUUUGGUACUAGACUUGAAGGUAUUAAAGUUGCUGGUUGUUCUUGUUGUAUUUCCACAAUGUUAAGUCCAUUGACAAGAAAAUUGUUUCCACCGUUGGAUGAUCCAUUAUUGGCUUAUCAAUAUGAUAAUAAUCAACGAAUUGAACCCAAAUACUAUGUUCCAAUCAUUCCAAUGGUUUUAGUUAACGGUGCAGAAGGAAUUGAUUCCAAUUGCAAAACUAAGAUUCCUAGAUAUAAUCCACGAGAUAUCGUUGAAAAUAUUAAACGAAUGCUUCGUAAUGAAGAACCUUUGAAUAUGAAUCCAUGGUAUAAAGAUUUCAAAGGUACCGUGGUGAAAGUGGAACCAAUGCAAUAUGUAAUUUAUGGUGAAGUUGCCAAAUUGGAUGAACAAACAAUUGAAAUUACGGAAUUGCCAAUUGGCACCUGGACUAAGGUCUAUGAACAAACAAUUUUGAAACCAAUGUUACAUGGUACGAAAACAAGUCCCCCACUCAUUAAUGAUUAUAAAUCAUAUUAUACCACUACCAAUGUCAAAUUUAUAGUUAAAAUGAAUGAAAAUUCAUUGGAAAAAGUAAUUCAAAAUGGCAUACAUAAAGAAUUUAAGUUACAAACUUCAAUGCCAAUUUCAUCGAUGUUUUUGAUUGAUAAAAAUGGUGUUAUUCGACAAUAUAAAUCCUCUUUGGAUAUUUUGCGAGAAUUUUUCCAUAUUCGUUUGGAUUUCUAUGUUCGACGUAAGAAAUACCAUGAAGGAAUGCUUGAAGCUGAAAUAUUAAAACUUAAAAAUCAAUCUCGAUAUAUUUUAGCAAUAAAGAAUGAAAAAAUCAUCAUGGAAAAUGUAAAGAAUAAAGAAGAAUUUAUCAAGCUUUUGAUUGAACUAAAAUUUGAUUCGGAUCCUGUGAAAGCAUGGCUUAAAAAAUUUAAUAUCGAACAAAAUGAACCCGACACCACGUCGAAUAAUGAAAAUGAAGAUGAUGAUAAAAUUCCUGAAACGGAAGAGGAGAAAAAAUAUGAUUUUGAUUAUCUCGCCGAAAUGCCAAUGCGAGCAAUGUUAGAAGAAAAUGUUCAAGAAUUAUCGAAAAAACGUGAUGCAAAAAAAACUGAACUAGAAGAACUUAAACGUUCUACGCCAAAAAUGCUUUGGGAAAAAGAUUUGGAUGCAUUCCUUGAAGAAUAUGAACUUAUCGAAAAAAAAGAACGUGAAAAUGCAAUGAAAUGGUUGGAAAUUUCCAAAUGGGCCAAACCAAGUGAACAUGCUAAACGUAUUGAACCGAAUAGAUUUCAAAAAUUUUCAGCCGCAAAAAGAACAGGAUACAAAUGAAUCUGAUGAUGAAAUUGUUGUUGGCAAAUGAAAAACAAAAAUAUGAAAUUGAUGAUUGAAAAUUUUCAUUUUUAUUAUUAACUAUAAUCCACCCAUUAAUUUACUACUUAUUCAUUCAAUUCAUUCUCUCAUAAAAUAAAUAUUUCAUUUUUCAAAAAAA
Dermatophagoides farinae (American house dust mite) is the source of this 1906-nucleotide messenger RNA. The record is from RefSeq and is a predicted model, not a curated record. NCBI's taxonomy places the organism in Eukaryota, Metazoa, Arthropoda, Arachnida, Sarcoptiformes, Pyroglyphidae.